AAGGGGACCCGAACUGGGGCGUUUCUGAACGGCAACUCCCACGAAAAGAAGCCACUAACUGCCUGUUUGUCCGUCUGUCUGCGCGUCCGUCCUCCCAGCAAACUUUGUCCACCAUCGAAUUUAUUUCCGAGAAUGCGCUCUAUGAGUGCAAACCACGGUCGGGAACUUUCAUAGUAGUUACCUAGGACUUUUGACAAUCUUCUCGCACGGAAGCAUCCGGCAUUUUGUCAACUUUAGCUUUGUUGUUGCUUGCUUGUUUUUCAGACGUACUGUCAGCGAACGACGCUAGCCAUAAUAUCGGAAUAUGCUAUCCUUUUAUUUUUACAAGAAUGGAAACGUGGAAAAGUUUUGAGUAAGUUUGCUGUGAGCUACUUUUAAGGGAUCGUCGUCAAAGUUCGGAAGGCAGCAGAGGCUACGGCUGACGCCGACAUUCCCUUACUCCUACUGCGCCACUUUAAGUGGAAUGGGACGCCUUGAAACCUCCGUGUUUGGAUCUUGAAACUGCUAGGGGCGCCCGAGCACCAUAUUGAAUCAAAGUGCCAACUUUGUGACAAAUGUGCUGUAACUUCGGGGUUUCCAAGCAGCGACACCAGCUGACGGCCUAUAAGUAAGCCUGUAAUGGAGGAGCUGUAGGCGGCGAGUGGCGAAUCUCCGCUCGGCUUCGGCGUUCGUGAAUGCGGCGGCGCACAAAUCCGCAAGUUUGACGCGUGAGCACAGUUGGGACGUCAUGGACAACCCGUCCUCGGUCAUCACGCAGGUCAGCCGGGAAGAAGAGGGAACUAAAACUGCAGAUAGAACGGACAAGGGUUCCACACCGUCACUGUCCACCAAGAAGCCUCGAAGCAGUGGCUUAUUCUCCAUCUUUUCCUGCUGCCUCUGUCGGGACCAACCAGAACCCUCGCCAGUCAACAACAAUGCCCCCCUGCUCGUUGAGGAGAAUGGCACAAUCUCCAAGAUCCAGGUUAAACCGCUGCUACCACCAGCCAAGUCCAAAGACGCGGGAAAGGUUUGCGUGGUUAUUGAUCUGGAUGAGACGCUAGUUCACAGUUCUUUUAAGCCAGUGAACAAUGCUGAUUUCAUCAUUCCUGUGGAAAUAGAUGGAACUGUACACCAGGUAUACGUUCUGAAGCGACCUCAUGUGGAUGAAUUCUUGAAGAGAAUGGGAGAAAUGUUCGAAUGUGUCCUGUUCACUGCCAGUUUAGCCAAGUAUGCCGACCCUGUUUCUGACCUCCUGGACAAAUGGGGAGCCUUUCGCUGCCGCCUCUUUCGGGAGUCAUGCGUCUUCCACAGAGGAAAUUAUGUCAAGGAUCUCAGUCGCUUGGGCCGGGAUCUCAACAAAGUCAUCAUAGUGGACAACUCCCCUGCCUCAUAUAUCUUCCAUCCCGACAAUGCGGUGCCUGUGGCCUCUUGGUUUGACGACAUGUCCGACACUGAGCUUCUGGACCUCAUUCCUUUCUUUGAGAGGCUGAGCAAAGUGGAUAACGUCUACGCUGUCCUUAAGCACCAAGGGGGAGCCACAAGCUAACAGAAUUCCAUGCAAAUCUAUGAGCAUGUACACACUCUCACACCCGUGAGACUACUGCUUUCACUACCCACACAAACGUAGACAUCUUUCCCACCUUUCACAAAGUGGGAGUCUUUGAUAGUGUUGAGGCUGCCACCUUCUGGUCAACCUGAAAACUGAUCUACAUUAAGUUUCCCUUUCCUCAAGAAGUGGCGGCUACAUGCAUGACAACAAUGAACAUAUGCCUUAAGGACCUUUCCCCGUUGUCGACAGUGGACUUCAUGGACUCCUGAGAUUUUUUUAGUACACUUUCACAGAACAUUAGCAGGCGUCCCAAUGGUGCCUUUUUUAAUGUUGCAUUAUUUUAGCCAAGCCACAUGAGACAACAAACCUGCCAUGGCCCUCAGAAAUGUGUGAGGGUGUAGAUUUCCAUGUCACUGAGGUUACAUUUGCUGUAUACAUUGACUUGUGUUUGACAGGCUCGCCUCCACCUUUUGAAAAUGAAACUUGAACUCUUUGGAGCAGCAUUGGAAGCACAGAACUGUCUGGUAUGAUUACAGUAUGUCUAAGUACAUUGUCUUUUCUUUGUAUUCCUAAAACGGUACUCAUAGGCUGGAAACAAUCUAAUGCAGGAGGUAAAGAGUGCGGUAAUGUUAUCUGUAUUUAUAGCAACAAAAGACUUUUCGGUCAAUUUUAUCACCUGUCUGAUUGUUUUAAGGUCUUUCAGCGCAGCUACAAUUGUAUCUGUUUCUGGUCUGUGAGUAGGAAUCCUAGUGCAUUCUUUCAGGGUGACAUAGUGAAAGACCAACUGGAUGUCACUUGUCAUUUCAGGUGAGUUUAAAAAAGCAGUGUGCCACCCAGCAAGACUCUUUGACUGUUUUUAAUCCUCCUUGUAUGCAAAUGACAAAAAUCAUACAGACACAGAUGAAUGGAUGUGGAAUUUGCCUUUUGCAAUGACUCCACAGAGAAAGAGCAGGGAUGCAUUUUAACCCAUCAUGUUAUUUUAUUUUUCAGUAUUUCUGUAUGUUUUUGAAAAUCUUGUCAAUCAACCUACAAUUUCUUUUUCCAAAUAAUUACUGAUGUCUUUAAUUCCUGGCCCACGAGGGAACCACAAGGGGUCCUCUGAUGCGUUUCGUGUUCCCACUUAUGGCUAAUCGUUGGCUAAUCAGCUCAGCCAUUUAUGUCAGUUUUGACUAAGAAAUGUAAGCAAAUUACUUAAAUGAAUCUUACUCUUUUAGGCAUAUAACAGUAAAAAUUUUGUUUGGUGUGCUCACACCAAGAUGCUUUUAUUUGUUGGGCUUUGCCAAUAAAACUAAAGUGUCACUACAAGGCCACUACUGUACCUCACGUUCAGUAGACUUGUUCACAUGUUUUGCACAGAAACAAAGCAAACAAAUGUCAUUAUUAAUAUAUGGAACAUCCAUGUUACUGUACUCAUGAUUUAAUAGAUGUAAUCUAAUUUUUCACCUGUUUUAUCAUGCCAUGUUACACAGUACAUGAACAGUAUGUAACAGUGACUUUCCCCCCAUAAACGCUAAAUGAACAAUGAUGUUUGUCAAGUUUUGCUCAUUCAUCAUGGUAGAAUGUAUCAGUGGGAUCGAAUAUUAGCUAUGUAUGAACUUGUGUAGAUAUGCUUUUACAGUCAAUAGCAUGCCGCUGUAUCACAUCCUAGUACAGUAUUCCAGGGUGUAUAGGUCUACUCAAAUUUCCUUUGUAUUAUUUUUAUUUCAGUGAUAUACAUUAACUUACCAUUUUGUUUUCUUUGUAUGUUAACUUUAGACAAUUUCUACUAAUAUCAU
Corythoichthys intestinalis (scribbled pipefish) is the source of this 3303-nucleotide messenger RNA. Its product is annotated as carboxy-terminal domain RNA polymerase II polypeptide A small phosphatase 1-like. The record is from RefSeq and is a predicted model, not a curated record. Bases 728 to 1525 code for a protein of 265 amino acids. Lineage: Eukaryota; Metazoa; Chordata; Actinopteri; Syngnathiformes; Syngnathidae. The transcript has 7 exons. Gene Ontology annotation, molecular function: RNA polymerase II CTD heptapeptide repeat phosphatase activity.